Molecule: messenger RNA, 4486 nt
Organism: Pseudo-nitzschia multistriata
Lineage: Eukaryota; Bacillariophyta; Bacillariophyceae; Bacillariales; Bacillariaceae
Source: the annotation of a GenBank genome assembly
AAAAACGGAAUCCAUCAGCAACAGCAACAGGAGCACUUUUGAUUGCCGCAACAGCAACAKCAUCCUUAUAAAUCUAAUACGCAAUAAUUUACAAUGGCAGGAAGAAUACGGAGAAAGCCUCGUGACAAGAGAGAGAGGCCGAUGGUUCGAAGUGUAAUUUUCUGGACGUUGCUCGGCAUCCUGAGCUGGCGGAACAAAGGCAAGAACAACGUCAAAGCCAAYGGAAUCAUUCGGUGGUCGCUCUUGUCAUCAGCGACACCAUUCGGUCUCGCAAUGGUAGAUGGGUAUUUGGUGCCAUCGUUAACAACACAUCGCCACAGGCAUGGUCAGUGGGGAAGCCGCCGCCGCUCGUUUCACUCCAUUACAAGAAGAACCACCACGAAAACGACAAGGACGAGGGAACCCUGGGGGAGACGAGAAAGAUUCACGAUACACGACAAUCAUCGCACAAGAAUAGCAGUUCUCUCCGGUGGCAGCAACGCUGAAAUCACUGACGAUGCGAUUGACGACCGACCGGUGAUUGAAGUUCUGCGGUCCUACGUCAAAAACAUACAACGGGCUCGAAAUUCCAAGGGUGGGAACAAAGCGGCUAGUUCUCUUGCACAUUUUCUCCAGAACAAUGUUGUCGAUAGCAAACAUACUCAAAUUCAUACCACGUCCAUCGAGGUUCGAUUCGAUGGCUUCGAUGAAAAGGUUCCGCCCAUCGACGACGAUUCAAACAACGACGACACAGCAACCACGGGGUACAUUUGUUCUGUGCGGGAAGUACUGGAACGGGCUUUGGUCCCGGCACUACGCCAGGCGGGGGAAUCCAACGACUACCGAUUGGUCCUCCGGCUUGUUUCCGGGAGCAUCGCCUUUGCUAACGACCAGCCGGUGCUCACCACCAGGAUUUUUGGGGAGGCCCUGAACGCCCUGUCRCAGACCACUGCGAAUGCCACCAAGCUCAAAUCGGUGUGGAAUAGCAUGUUCGGCAAYCACAAGGACAAACCGUUCACAGAAGCCUCGAAGCUGCCCUUGUUUUUGGCAAGUCCGCCAACGGCGUUUGAACUCAAUACAUACCUCAAGUCCAUGGCAGCUCUGGGCAAGUCCAGGGCAUGCAUAGACACAUAUCACCAAUAUUGCACGCCACACCGGCAAAAAUCAUCUGCCGCGAUUGUAUCAAUCCARCCCGAUGCGUAUACGYUAAGCAUACUGCUGUCUGUUCUUGCCGAUUCGGUAUCACCGAGUCAAAAGAUGUGCGAUCCCGUUGACUUUGCCUCGGGAAUGAAAUACAGAGAUACAACACCAGAAGCUGCUGCGGUAGCACGAAMCACACCGAAAUCACUCAGGACGAAGAUAGAAUCGCUGACAUUUUCGACGUGCUGGCAAUGGAACGCAGCCGUAGAGUUGCUUCGCACCCUCCCCGAGGACGAACCUGCCAACAAUUCGAGGGGACGAAACAUACAAUGGAGGAACAAUUACGUAUACAGCUCGCUCUUGAAGCUCCAAGACAAGGCUCAGGACCUGUGCAGCGGCCAGAACAACUCAGCAAGGCGCCACAAAAACGGACCAGAGCUCACAAUGGCUAUUCUGGACGACAUGAUUCAACACGAUGUCUUCCCCGAUGCGGUGACGUGCACUCUGGCCAUCAAGGCGAUGGGGCGMGCGACUGCCACGACGAGUACCGURCCAUCGACGGRAUCGAUUACGGUAGCGUACGAUGAGAAAGAAAACCGCAGCAGCAACCUAGCGGUUCGUUUCCUAGAUCAAAUGAAAUCGAACCCAAAACUCCCACAUCCGAAUCAGUAUUCGUACUCGGCUGCUAUCAAGGCAUGCGCCCGAGAGAAAGAUCACAAGACCGCCCUCAACUUGUUGGAAGAAAUGAGAAGAGAUUAUUGCACCGAAACCGCUGUAAACGACGYCGAUACURCAUCGAGAGACAAUGAUACCAGAGACAUUCAGAUUACCCCUCCACCAAACACAUGGGUGUAUAAUACCGCUCUUCUGUCCCUUGACAACAAAGAAAAUAGCAACUCCCAACCRAUUAUGGGRAAAUGGACGAACAAGCAGAUGAAGAAAAAGUGGGACCAAAAGAAUACGGAAAUGAAHCAAAACAAGAGAACAGAGGUUGCGCUCUCGCUCCUAAAUCAGAUGAAGAACGAUCAUGAGUAUCACGGUCUGGACACAAAACCGGACACAAUUACCUACAAUACUGUAUUGGGUAUUGGGACCUUUCCCUACAAAUCUUCGUUGRACCUUACSGAACCCACSACAACAAGCGCAUURUCAAUAAUCGAUCAAAUGAAAAAAGACGGCAUAGCUCGCGAUAGCAUAACGUACCGCAACGCAAUCGAUUUCACCCUCCAGGCGAACGAGAUUAUGGAGAUUUUGMACGAAUGUCUCCGCGACUCCGCYAUGAGAAAUCGAAAAUCAAAAGGUGCUGACGAGAAUCCAAUGACGGAGGUAUUCAAUGUCGGGCUGCACAGCCUAACAGCGAGGGGAGAUUUCGAAGCAUUCAAACAUGCCCUAAUGCUGAUGUUUGAGAAUAAUGUCGAGAUGACAAGCGAAACRUUUACCGCUUUGAUUUACGCUGUCGGCAAAAAAGGGAACGGAAAGUCUCUCGAGAACCUGAUUCAAUUGAAGGAAGAAAUCGAUGAUGAAGUUCUGGAUGCAGAAUCGCCGACUCACAACGAUCUCUUGGUUUCUGUCGGGCUCUUUGAAAACAUCGGUGUCGUGAACAAGAUGCCUACAAUGGUUGAUUCCCACUAUACCGAAGCCAUUAAAAUUUGUCUCAGAGAAAACGAGUUCGGAAAUGCUUACACCAUCUUAUCAAUGAUGAGGGCAAAAGGAUUCAAUCCCACAACAAGCUGCAUGGAAGGCUUUGCUCUGGCGUAUGCACAGUCUGCUAUGGAUACCAUUGCAAGGGAGAAAAAACAGAAGAAAUUGAGCGAAGAAAAACAGUUGUCGGCGUGCCUUUCUUGUGCGUCYAGUGCCUACAAGAUUGUUACGGCCCUGGCGCGUCCGCGAUCGAGCACGCUGGGCAGAGUGGCACGGGCGUGUGCUGCAACCGGCCAAUGGACCUUGUGCCGUACCUUACUGCGUUCCAUCCACAAAAAUCUCUUGACCCCGGAAGAAGAUGGAUCCACUGUCACCAUCAGUCCCCGUGUCAUCCAAACAAUUCGAGGCACGCACAGCCACAUUCUUCGAGAGUGUGCAAAGCAGGGAAAUGUGCACGCGGCUCUUCACUACACGAGUGAUAUACAGGAGCUCAACAAGAAGGUUCGGGCAAGAAACCAGGUCGACAACCAAGAGGCAGCGCCGGUACCAAAGUUUGCUGCGAUUCCUUCCGACGAAGACGACAUUUUUCGCAAUCUUCGCGGCGCCACGGACUCGCUUUCUUCCAAGACCRACGUGGGCAUGCAACCAAACGAUUGGAUAUCGUUGAUACAAGCCGCUUCCAAAUCCGGACAGUGGAAGGUAUGCUUCAACACGCUGCAAUAUCUCCGUCCGUACGUAGAACGAACGAACCUGGAUCGACACGGAACCAACCACCAGAACAGCAGCUCCGGGAACGAAAAAUACAACCAGCUGUCGCAGGCCUUGUACACCGUGACCAGAUCUCUGGAAUCGCAUUCGCAAUACGCCUGGGCCUACCGCGUYAUCGAAGACUGGAUCGAAUGGAGUGGGAGACAGCCCCGGGUGGAAUCCGUGCUCUCGGCAAUUCGUGCCCUGGCGUCGAAGGGUUGCAUCGAAGAAAUCGGGAAGCUAAUGUCGGCCUGCCUGCGGGACGACCUGGCGAGGUGCUCCAUCCAGAACGCCAGAGACGACAACAACGGCGGCAUGACCUACGAAAAAAUGUUGUACGUGGGCACCGUGACCGCCYUCCACAACAACGGGCUGUACGACGACGCGGACGAGAUGUUCAUGGCGGGGAUCCAGGACGGAUACCUCCCCUUUGACUUUGUAAGAGAGCAGGACCAGUUCGUGGUCGACCUCCACGGCCUGAACGUUGCCCUCGCCCACUCGGUGGUUCGCAUCGCCAUGAGACAGCAGGCCGCAACGCUGGCCGACGAAGAGAAAUCUGCCUCCGGCGGCGGCAGCGGCGGGAACAUGAUGAUCAUUACGGGCAAGGGCCGGCACUCCGGCUUGUAUCUCCGCCCCGUGCUCCGGCCCGAGGUCCAGCGGAUGCUGCUGGAAGAAUUCUACCCGCCCCUGAACACCAUGUCCGUCCCCGGAAACAUUGGCGCGCUGACGAUUCUGGCCCAGGACAUCGAAGCCUGGCAGGAACACCAGCAGCAGCAAAAGGGCGUCCGGAUGCUCAAACURGCGGGUCUCCUGAGGAACCUCUCGUCGCAGGAACGCUUGAAGCAGAUCAUUGCCCUAAGGUUGGAGGCAUCGAAUACAAAUACUACCGAUACGGAUAGCGAUUGAAAAGCUUUCCGAGCAUGACUCUUUUCAAAUAUGGUAUUAAUUCGGUUUUUCCAAGUAAAAAAAGGACUCUACG